AUGGCUCCUGUGGUUUCACCGGUUGUCUCAAAUUCGUUGGAUGUUACAAAUAUUGUAGUAAACGAAGGUCACGGAGUGAAGGGUCUUGCCGAGAUGAGCCUUGAAACCCUACCUGAAAAAUAUAUCCAACCGUUGGAAGAAAGGAUAUCAACGAGCAAAGAAGUGGAAAAAGAGUUUGUACCCUUGAUUGAUGUGGCGAAUUGGGAUGAUCCGAAGGUGUUGGAAUCGAUCUGCAAUGCUGCAGAGAAGUGGGGUUGUUUUCAGAUUGUUAAUCAUGGGGUGGCUAUAGAUGUACUUGACAAUUUGAAGGACGCAACUCAUCGGUUCUUUGGAUUGCCAGUAGAGGAGAAGAGGAAAUAUUUGAAAGAGCAUUCGCUAAGCACCAACGUGCGGCUUGCCACAAGCUUUAAUGCUCAAGUAGAUAAGGCUUUGGAAUGGAGGGAUUUCCUUAGCCUCUUUUAUGUUUCAGAUGACGAGGCUGCUGCAUUUUGGCCUCCUGUUUGCAAGGAUGAAGCACUGGCUUUCCUGAAGAGUUCUGAAUUUGUAAUUAGGAAGUUGUUCGAGGUGCUAAUGAAAAGACUGAAUGUGAAGGAGAUUAACGAAACAAAACAAUCUCUUUUAAUGGGUUCAAAGAAGAUUAACCUUAAUUACUAUCCAAAAUGUCCUAACCCUGAGCUCACAAUUGGAGUCGGACGUCACUCUGACAUCAACACACUUACUAUUCUCCUCCAAGACGAUAUUGGUGGACUGUACGUGCGAAAGACAGACGGUGAUACUGAUAGUUGGAUUCCUGUUUUACCAAUCAGUGGAUCUCUUGUCAUCAAUGUGGGAGAUGCACUCGAGAUUAUGAGCAAUGGUCGAUAUAAAAGCAUUGAGCAUUGUGUAACUGCUAAUGGAAGCAAGAACAGAGUUUCAGUGCCAAUCUUCGUGAGCCCAAGACCUUCUGAUGUAAUUGGGCCUCUACCAGAAGUGCUAGAGAGCGGAGAGGAAGCGAUGUACAAGCAAGUUGCCUACUCUGAUUACAUGAAGCAUUUCUUCAACAAAGCCCUUGAUGGAAAAGGCACACUUGAACUUGCAAAGAUAUGA
Molecule: messenger RNA, 1086 nt
Organism: Ilex paraguariensis (yerba mate)
Lineage: Eukaryota; Viridiplantae; Streptophyta; Magnoliopsida; Aquifoliales; Aquifoliaceae
Source: the annotation of a GenBank genome assembly